Molecule: messenger RNA, 756 nt
Organism: Perkinsus marinus ATCC 50983
Lineage: Eukaryota; Perkinsozoa; Perkinsida; Perkinsidae
Exons: 5
Coding region: 1-756 (251 amino acids)
Biological process (GO): rRNA base methylation
Cellular component (GO): cytoplasm
Molecular function (GO): rRNA (uridine-N3-)-methyltransferase activity
Source: RefSeq, a predicted model, not a curated record
AUGGCCACCAAGACCGUACUCAUCCUCGGCGAUGGUGAUUUCUCAUUCUCAGCAUCAUUAGGAGCAGCACUGCAUAGCUCAGAGGAGAAGCGGCAUGCGGCAGUAUUGUCCAGUUACCUUGGAAUAGACCCUGAUGACUCUAAGGUCCGCUUGUUAUGUACAUCAUUCGAUACUAUUGAGGAGCUCUAUAAGAAGUAUGGUCGGCCAGUGGAGACUAAUCUGGAUAUACUACGAGGGUAUAACAUACCAGUACGACAUGGUGUUGAUGCUGUACGCUUACCUGAACAGAUGCAAGGAGAGCUCUUUGAUGUUAUUAUAUGGAAUCAUCCUCAUUUGGGUGUUGAAGAUGCUAAGUUGCAUGAAGUCCUCAUGGCACACUUUGCUCACUCCGCAAGACGAUCUCUCCAUGAGAAGGGUAGAAUCCUUCUCUGUUUGGUAGAGGGUCAGGCUAAACGAUGGAAUCUUAUUAAGUCGGCAUCCCUCAAUGGUUUACAUCUACUUACCAAACCUCGACCAUUCCCUUUGGAAUUAUUCCCAUCCUUCAGAAUGGUACGGAAUAAGACUAAUCAAACGUUCAAGAAUCAUCAAACACAGAGGCAAUGGGUACCUGGGGGUAACGAUGCUGAGGUGGAAAGCAUGUUCUCCACAUUAGAGUUUGUGGAUAGCAGAGCUUUGGGCCAGCAUCAACUAUUCUGUACUGAGAGGAAGGCACAGGAGGAUCUACAGAGUAAUCAGGAUGGGAAGUCCUCAUCAUAA